This is a messenger RNA of Penicillium cataractarum, 1821 nucleotides long. Its product is annotated as Monooxygenase. Bases 1 to 1821 code for a protein of 606 amino acids. Gene Ontology annotation, molecular function: N,N-dimethylaniline monooxygenase activity; NADP binding; flavin adenine dinucleotide binding. The transcript has 4 exons. NCBI's taxonomy places the organism in Eukaryota, Fungi, Ascomycota, Eurotiomycetes, Eurotiales, Aspergillaceae. The record is from RefSeq and is a predicted model, not a curated record.
AUGUCAAUUAAAGUGGCAAUCAUUGGCGCAGGCCCCGGUGGCCUAGUCGCUCUCAAGACUUUGCUCGAGUCCUCGACACCAGAACAGCGGAUCGAAGCUUGCCUAUUUGAAGCCGAGGCGGAUAUUGGUGGCACGUUCAAUUAUCGGUCUUAUCAGAAUGCAGAACUGGUCAGCAGUAAGCAGUUGACCACCUUCUCGGACCACCGCUUGCCGCUGGAUAGUCCAGACCAUAUUUCGCUUCCAGAAUAUGUGGAUUAUCUCCGGUCUUAUGUUGCCAAGUUCAAUCUGGACGCCCAUAUUAAGCUUAACAGCCCCGUCAUCCAGGUGGAGCGUCUACCAGAUGGCUCAGAGUGGAAACAUCGAGUCAGAUAUUUGAAUGGGACAGAUGCAGAGGAGAAGAAGGAAAGAUUUUACGACUGUUCUCACAUUGCAGUUUGCACAGGGCUACAUGUCGAGCCUAAUGUCCCGACUAUCCCGGGGAUUGAACACAUCAAGGGGGAUGUUUUCCAUUCAUCGCUUUACAAGGAUCGCUCCCAGGUGGCAGGCCGUAACGUCCUAAUCUUGGGAUGUGGUGAAACAGCUAUGGGUAAGUUGUUCCAAACUACUGAGACACCCUCAAUACUGAUACUCGAACCUGAAGACAUUGCCUAUGAAUCUAUCAAGGCCGACGCUAAAGCAGUCACAAUGUGUUUCCGAACUGGAUUCCUAUCCUUCCCCAAGUCACUCAGUCGCUUCCAGGUCUUUGGCAAGACCUUCAGUGGAGGUCUUCCCAUCGACGGUCUCAUCACCAAUCUAUUCGAGACCGCAUACGUACAUCGCGCAAUCGCCCACAGCAGACUACGCUGGUUCGUUUCCGACUUUGUCAUCAAGCGAGUACUGUGGUUCCUGACGGGGACACAGGCUGGCAUGAACCAGCAUGUCGGUGGUCUUCCGCAGGAGCGACUGGGUCGAGCGUUCGUGUUCCUCAACAAGAGUAACAAGGCGAUGCCGUACCUCAACCGGCCAUAUCAAACACACAACCCUAUUUUGGCUUGUAUUGGGAAUCGGUACAUUGAUCCACCAGAAGAUGCAAACUCCGAACGAGUCGUCGAUACUUGUACAUGGCCCGAGUAUAUCGAUGAAUCGGGCCAAGUCCAUUUCCAGGCUAAUCCCAAACGGAAGGACUGGCAGCGCUUGAAGAAUAGGGUCAUCAAGCCUGACUGUGUGGUAUACUGUAGUGGGUACAAGCAAACCUUCCCAUACCUUGACAGUACAUACCCCACGGCAUCCGACGCCCAAAUUCGAAACAUCAUCCAUCCCUCCCACCAGGAUAUCGCCUUCAUCGGUUUCGUCCGUCCAGGCGUCGGGGCUAUUCCCCCAAUCGCCGAACAACAAGCCAUGUGGUGGACAGCCCUUAUUACCGGGAAAAUGGCAAUGCCAACAGACCCUCCACACUACCACCUCCUAGCCGCCAAGACCUCACGCAUUCAAUACGGUGUCGACCACAGCGCAUACAUGAGCACUCUAGCUCGCGACUUUGGCGGUGCACCAGGACUGAUGGAGCUGUAUCGCGAGCAUGGGCUGCGUAUUUUGCUGAUCUAUUGCUUCGGUGCUUCGUUUGUCACUUUUUAUCGGUUACUUGGUCCCUUCAAGUCACCCGUUGCACCGGAGAUUGCACGAACGGAGUUGGCGGAGACGAUUCUUCGACGAGGUAUCAUUGGGAAUAUCUUUUUUGGAGUAAUUCCCAUGCUGUUUUAUGGAGUCGUUAAUGCGGUGGCCUUGGUACUGGAUAGAAUUGGGUUGAUUCCCUCCGAGGGGAAGGUGGUGGAUAGCUCAGCAUAG